GGUGUUGAUAUGCAAAUGAGGGGCGUGGCUAAUUUGAAUUUUCUCCGCGCAGCUUGGGGCGGAGACGGGCGUGUCGGCGCCGGGGGCGGGGCCUGUCCGUCAAAUCCUGAGGCUCCUCCCCCUUUUCUUCCUGCCUUUCAUCGUGCACUUCCCCACAGCGGUCUUCACCUAUUGGCUGACGUCCAACAGCUUCAGCCUAUUGCAGACGGGGCUGCUGCGAGUCCCCGCCCUCCGCUCCAAAUUGGGCGUGGCCCCGCCCCCUGCCCCGCCCAAGGCCACGCCCACCGGCCCCGCCCCCCAGAGCAAGGGCGGGAUCCUGACGCAGCUGAAGAAAGAGUGGCGCGAGGCCCAGGCCACGCACGAGGCCGAGCAGCGGCAGUGGCGCCUCAGGAACCACCUGCAGCUGGCAGCCAAAGGUCCUCUCCGCCAAACUUUCGCCCAAAACCCCCUGAGCCCCCCCAAAACGGCGCCCACAGAGCCCCAAAAGAGGCCCUGGAAGGACACGCUGGGCUGAGGGGGGGAGGGGGCGACCCGGAAAAUAAAAAAACGCGCGAACGGAGACCCCAGACUCAUUUAUUUUGGGGGAAAAUCGGGUGGGUUUGGGGUAUUUUGGGCGGUUGGGGAUGCCGUAGUAAAAUGGCGGCGCCGUGUGAGGAGAGGAGCGUUCCGCAAAAUGGCGGCACGCUGGUGGUUUUGCCGUACAAAAUGGCGGUCGCGCAUGCCCAGAGCGGGCGCGUGUUGCAAUUCAAAAUGGCGUACGCGUUGUUUGCCGUACAACAUGGCGGAUUUAUGAAGUUUGCCGUACAGUAUAGCGGGGGCGCAUGCGCAUAGGUAGAAACAGCGCUU
Molecule: messenger RNA, 846 nt
Organism: Onychostruthus taczanowskii (white-rumped snowfinch)
Lineage: Eukaryota; Metazoa; Chordata; Aves; Passeriformes; Passeridae
Product: translation initiation factor IF-2-like
Exons: 4
Coding region: 10-831 (273 amino acids)
Source: RefSeq, a predicted model, not a curated record